Messenger RNA from Sipha flava (yellow sugarcane aphid), 2116 nucleotides. Its product is annotated as golgin subfamily A member 6-like protein 1. The record is from RefSeq and is a predicted model, not a curated record. The transcript has 9 exons. NCBI's taxonomy places the organism in Eukaryota, Metazoa, Arthropoda, Insecta, Hemiptera, Aphididae. Bases 279 to 1868 code for a protein of 529 amino acids.
AUUUAAAACCUUUAAAAAAUGUAAUAUGAUAUUUGUAUUAUUUAUAUUAUAUUAUUAUUUAUGAAAUAAAACAGUUUUUUAUAUGUUUUAAAUGUAUGUAUGUAUAAACGUAUCUUUAUCAUGCUUUUUGGGCAUUCCUUAGUACAACUUUUUCACCCACUAAAUUAUUGAUUUAACAUUACCUGGUACUAACUGGUACCAGUAUAGCUACAGAUAUUGUUCUAGUAACACUAUUUUUUUUUUAUGUAUAAGAAUAAAAUUAAAAUCAUAUUUUAACAAUGGGAAGUAGUGUAACGGAAUCAAUGUCUUCAGAUGUGUUAGAUUUGACAAAUUUUGAAACACAUGGACAUUUGAGUCCUUUUGUGUUGACUAGCCCACGAUCAUUAUUAGCAUGCAAAAAGUCUAAAAUUAAGCCUAAUGAAUUGUUAUACAAGAGUGCUGCAGACAUUUCUAAAGAUCUCAAUGUAUCAAUUAGAUUAGCUUAUCCAGUUUAUCAGCAAUAUGAAAAAAUAAGACAAGAAAAACUUGAAAAAUGUAGACAAGAAAGAAAUAAACUUAUGAACUGUGAUACUAUUGCUGGUACAUCAUUACGAAAGAAAAAAAAUAUAUAUACGAAAAAAGAAAUGACAAUGUAUCGAAAUAAUAUUGCUUCAAAUAUGCGACGCACAAAAUCUAUUCAAAAUAAAUUAAAUGAAGAUCAAAAAAGAAAUUUAAACUUCAUAACAAAAAAAUCAAAACGGAAGUGUAAAAAAUCAAAAAGUAUCAGUGAUUUAAUGGAUUUAAAAGAAUUAUGUAAAAAAGUUGAUCGGAUUGCAAUUCUUGAGAGAUUUGAACCAGAUUACACGACCGUUAAGCGGCCUUCUAUUAAAAGACGUUUACGAUCCGGAAAUACUUCUAGAAGUUUAAUGGAUAUUAGUGAUAUUCAUAUACCAGAUCAAGACAAAAAAAUCUUGGAUAGUAUGCGGCGAAAGCGUGUAGAAAGGCAGCAUGGUGAGGAUCUAGCGCACCGAGUAAAUGUAUACUGGGAACAAAUGCGCGAAGAAGAAAAAAGAUUGACAAGAGAACAAAAACAAAAAUGGCAAAACUUUAUAACGUCAAAACGCAAUAUAGAAAACGGUAUGAACCUCAUGCGGUUAGAGGAACUACGCAAGGCCUUUGAAAAUAAUCAAAGACAAUUGGAAAAACAGAUUAGACAAAAAGAUGAAAAAGUUAAAAAUCUUAAAGAACAAAUUAAAGAUCGUAUGACAUUUGAAAAUUCACUAAAACAAGAUAUAGAAUUAAAAAAACAUACAAUCGUGGGUGACAAUCAUUUUUAUGAUCAAAUGAAUGAUAUUAAAUAUAAAAUGAAAAUGCAAGACUUAAAUCUUUUGAAACAAAAAAGAGCGGAUGAAAUAAGAAAUAAAUCACUUCAAAGGAACCAAGAAAGAGUAAUGUCUUCAAAUCGAUUGGAGGAAUUACGACAUAUAGCACAAUUAGAACUGAUGCAAGCACAGCAUGAUGAUGUGAUUCGUCGUAAGUUUGAUGAGUGUCAAGCAAAAGAACGCCGAGCUUUUAAAAAUCAUCUAGACAAUAUGACAAUGCGAAUGAGAGAUCUAGCGACAAAAAGCUUACAGAGAGAACAGCAUAUGGACCAAGUUCAUAGAGUAGCUAGAGAGUUAGAAGAUGGAAUGCAAAGAUGGCAAGAUCGAAUAAUGUUAAUGCAAUAUGAACAAUUGAGAAAAGCAAAAGAAAAUGCAGCACUAUACACCGAUAACAAAAAACUAAGGGCUGAAAUAAAUAAUAAACGUAGAGCUUUAGAGCAUUCUGCUAAAAUACAAAGACUAUCGACCGUUGUAAUCGUCCGUCAACUAUAUUGUUCCGAUUACUGAUAUCGCAAUAUUUUAGAUAAUUAUUUUUAAAUAUAACCAUAAAAAAUAUAAAUGAUAUCGACAUCCAAUCAAAUUAUCGAUAUCGUCGGCCAACAAUAUUUCUUAAUAUUUAUUAAUUUAUAUAUAGGUACAUCGGCAAGGAAAAUACAACUUCUAACUAUGGUUUAUAUUAUUUCAGUUUAAAUUUUCAACUACUCUUAUAAGGUUUUUGGUUUUAAUUACCUACUUAGCACAAUAUUUUGAACUUU